CCUCCUGGGUUGCUCCUCGGCGGCUCCCAUGGCGGCCCCGGGUAAUAUCGUGUCCGUUAUGGCGAGUAAGACCAAGACCAAGAAGAAACACUUCGUGGCCCAGAAAGUCAAGCUCUUCCGGGCCAGCGAUCCGCUGCUCAGCGUCCUCAUGUGGGGAGUGAACCAUUCGAUCAAUGAACUGAGCCAUGUUCAAAUCCCUGUUAUGCUAAUGCCAGAUGACUUCAAAGCAUAUUCAAAGAUAAAAGUGGACAACCAUCUUUUUAAUAAAGAAAAUAUGCCAAGCCAUUUCAAAUUCAAAGAAUAUUGUCCAGUGGUUUUUCGUAAUUUGCGAGAGAGGUUUGGAAUUGAUGAUCAGGACUUUCAGAAUUCUCUGACAAGAAGUUGUCCACUUGCUAAUGAUUCUCCAGCUCGGAGUGGUGCCCGAUUCCACAGCUCCUACGACAAAAGAUAUGUCAUCAAAACUAUAACAAGUGAAGAUGUAGCAGAAAUGCACAAUAUCCUGAAGAAAUACCACCAGUUUAUAGUGGAAUGCCAUGGCAACACACUACUUCCACAAUUUUUGGGCAUGUACCGGCUUACUGUUGAUGGAAUUGAAGUGUACAUGAUUGUUACAAGAAAUGUAUUCAGCCAUCGUUUAUCCGUUUAUAGAAAAUAUGAUUUAAAGGGCUCAACAGUAGCAAGAGAAGCUAGUGACAAAGAAAAGGCCAAAGAACUGCCAACAUUUAAAGACAAUGACUUCAUUAAUGAUGGUCAAAAAAUUUACAUUAAUGAAGCCAACAAAAAGAUGUUCCUUGAAAAGCUUAAAAAGGAUGUUGAGUUCCUUGCUCAAUUAAAACUCAUGGAUUACAGCUUGCUGGUUGGAAUUCAUGAUGUUGAACGAGCUGAGCAAGAGGAAAUAGAAUGUGAAGAGAAUGAUGACGAGGAAGGAGAAAGUGAUGGGACUCAUCCAGUUGGAACACCUCCAGAUAGCCCAGGAAAUACACUGAACAGUUUGCAGCCUUUAGCCCCAGGAGAAUUUGAUCCAACCAUUGAUGUUUAUGGUAUAAAAUGCCAUGAAAAUGCAGCUAGAAAAGAGGUAUACUUCAUGGCUAUUAUUGACAUUCUUACUCAUUAUGACGCCAAAAAGAAAGCUGCCCAUGCUGCAAAAACUGUGAAACACGGGGCUGGUGCAGAGAUUUCAACAGUUAACCCUGAACAGUAUUCAAAACGAUUCUUGGACUUUAUUGCCAACAUCUUAACGUAACCUAAAUGCUCUUUUGGACAGUGUGAGGUCUGAAGAAACAGCAAAUUGCUACAAGUGUGUAUGGGUCUUUAAGAAAGC
Molecule: messenger RNA, 1321 nt
Organism: Protobothrops mucrosquamatus (brown spotted pit viper)
Lineage: Eukaryota; Metazoa; Chordata; Lepidosauria; Squamata; Viperidae
Gene: PIP4K2A
Product: phosphatidylinositol-5-phosphate 4-kinase type 2 alpha
Exons: 10
Coding region: 29-1243 (404 amino acids)
Biological process (GO): phosphatidylinositol metabolic process
Molecular function (GO): phosphatidylinositol kinase activity
Source: RefSeq, a predicted model, not a curated record